Rosa chinensis is the source of this 1114-nucleotide messenger RNA. Its product is annotated as L10-interacting MYB domain-containing protein. Bases 128 to 994 code for a protein of 288 amino acids. The transcript has 4 exons. Lineage: Eukaryota; Viridiplantae; Streptophyta; Magnoliopsida; Rosales; Rosaceae. The record is from RefSeq and is a predicted model, not a curated record.
CAUCGAUUCAUUCUUCUCUGACAAUCCAGAUCUUAGCCUUGUUCAUCUUCUUCAGGAAAUAGAGCUUUGUUUGGACUCUACUUCACAAGGAAACAGACCUUCGUUUGGAUUCUCCCGCACAAGGAAUAUGGCCUCUAAUGAAAUGGAAGUUGAUGACAAAGCCGAAUGGUCUGCUAAGAAUGAAGGAAAAUUCAUUCGUAUUUUGCAUGAGCAUGUGAAAAAAGGUGACAUGCAAACGUCCACUUUCAAAAAGAAAAUUUGGGUGGAAAUAAGUGAUGAGCUAUUUGCUGAAAGUACAAAAAGAUAUGUUGUGCCACAACUAAAGUCUAAAUUCAAUAGACUACGCAAAAAACACCGUGAAUUUUCUGAUUUGAUUGAGCAUACCGGAUUUGGGUGGGAUCCUAUUGCGAACACUGUAACUGCAUCAGAGGAAGUAUGGGCUACAUAUAUUAAGAGAGUGCCAGGAGUGAAGCCAUAUCGUAAGAAAGGGUUGGAACAUUAUGAAAUUUUAGGGGAAAUAUUUAACACUACUACUGCAACGGGUCAACUACAUUAUGCCUCUAGCCAACUCCCUCCCAAUUCAGAUGAAGAGCGCGAGUUAGAGAACAAGUUUCUUAAUAAUGGAGUUCAUAUCAAUCUUGAUGAGGAUUUCAAUAUUAAUAAUGCUCAGAUUGAGACAAAAGGAAAAAGAAAGGCUAUGACAGAGGCUCCAGCUUCAGAGCGUCGUACAAAGAAAUGGGACAAAAUGGAAGCCUACUUAGAAAUUUGUGGUGAGGUGAUGAAAGAAAAGCUACAACAAAGAAAAGAAAAAAAUACUGAAGAGAAUAAGGAGAAGUACUCCAUUGAAGAGUGUGUGCAAAUUGUGGAAACAUUGGGAGACAUUGACCAUGCCACAUUAAUCAAAAUGAUGGAUAAGCUUAUAAUUGUUGAAUGGAGGAGGCUCUUUCUUUCCAUGUCAGAUGAAAGAAGGAGAGCUUGGCUAGCUAAUCUCUAGAAUUGUUGUCUACAUUGUGGUUGUUUUGUUAUCUUGCUUGAUGUUUGUCUUCAUUGCAUAAAUUGUCAUUUUGUUUCGUAUUUCAUGUUUUUACCUUGGUGAACUUUUGAUUCUUGUUAA